This is a messenger RNA of Meloidogyne enterolobii, 593 nucleotides long. The record is from the annotation of a GenBank genome assembly. NCBI's taxonomy places the organism in Eukaryota, Metazoa, Nematoda, Chromadorea, Rhabditida, Meloidogynidae.
AUGUUAGACGAAUUAAGAGAAAUUGCAUCAUUAAAUAAUCCUUACAAAACUUUUAUUGGUAUGGGAUUUUAUGAUUGUAUUGUACCUUCAGUAAUUGUUAAAAAUAUGUUACAAAAUGCUGGAUGGACUUCCCCAUAUACUCCUUACCAACCAGAAAUAGCACAGGGACGCUUAGAAAGUCUUUUAAAUUUCCAGACUAUGAUAUCUGAUUUAACUGGUUUACCCUUUGCAAAUGCUUCAUUGUUAGAUGAAAGUACUGCUUGUGCCGAGGCUAUUGCCUUAGCUGUUCGUGUAACUAAAAAAAGAACAAUCCUUUAUGAUACUAAAUUACAUCCACAAAAUAUUGGUGUAAUGGCUACACGUUCAGAACCAAUGGAUAUUAAUUUUCAACCAUUGGAUAUUAAUGAAAGAAGUGUUAAUAACAAGUUUGUAGAUAAUGUUGCUGCAAUUAUUUUACAAUAUCCCAACACAGAAGGGUUAAUUUAUGAAGAUUUGGAUUUAUUAAUUCAAUGCGCACAUAAAGAAAAGGUGAAUAGAUAGUUUUGAAAAAAUUAUUGAAAUCACACUGGUUAUGAAUUCUUUCGAGGAUUAAC